Jatropha curcas is the source of this 2050-nucleotide messenger RNA. RefSeq names its product D-xylose-proton symporter-like 2. Gene Ontology annotation, cellular component: membrane. Gene Ontology annotation, molecular function: D-glucose transmembrane transporter activity. The record is from RefSeq and is a predicted model, not a curated record. Gene Ontology annotation, biological process: D-glucose transmembrane transport. Lineage: Eukaryota; Viridiplantae; Streptophyta; Magnoliopsida; Malpighiales; Euphorbiaceae.
AACCAAGUGAGUAACUAACGUCCUUCCUUCCCUUGCUCGCCUUUCUUUAAAGUCUAACCUUCCAGUCUUUAUUAAUUGUCUGUAAAUACCUAAAAAAGUAACAAGUAACAAUCAACUGUCGUCAUCAUCUUUUUUCUCUUUUAUUUAUCACACCUUCUUUCUUUCAGUUGAAAUCUUAAAGCCCUGGUUUUUGGUUUUGAAUAUUAGAUUAAUUGGUAGAAGAACAAGUGGGAAAUAUGGCGACUGAUCCUGAGCAGUCCUCUCUUUCUUCCUUUGGAAAGGUAGGGAAGUCUUCUGGUGAAAUUGAUGGUGUUGAGGAGCCUCUGCUUAAUGGGGAAAAUAGCUCUGAGAACUAUUCUAUUGCUGCUGCAAUUCUCCCAUUUCUAUUUCCAGCUCUUGGAGGACUAUUAUAUGGUUAUGAUAUUGGUUCCACAUCUUGUGCUACAAUAAAUAUAGAGUCAUCCACAUUUAGCGGAAUUUCAUGGUAUAACUUGAACUCUGUGGAAAUUGGGCUCAUUACCAGUGGCUCGUUAUAUGGCGCCUUGAUUGGUUCUGUCUUGGCCUUUAAUAUUGCUGAUUUUCUAGGAAGAAGAAGGGAGUUGAUUGUUGCUGCUUUAUUAUAUCUUGUUGGAGCACUUGCUACAGCACUAGCACCAGAUUUGGUUAUCAUGGUGAUUGGGCGUUUUGUAUUUGGAAUUGGAAUAGGAUUGGCAAUGCAUGCUGCACCUAUGUACAUUGCUGAGACAGCUCCGAGUCAGAUACGUGGUCGACUAAUCUCUCUCAAAGAGUUCUUUAUUGUCCUUGGGAUGGUUGCAGGUUAUGUAAUUGGUAGUCUUCUGGUUGAUACCAUAGAUGGUUGGCGUUAUAUGUAUGUAGCAAGUACUCCUCUGGCAUUGAUAAUGGGAGUUGGGAUGUGCUGGCUACCAUCAUCACCUAGAUGGCUACUAUUAUGCGCCAUACAGGGGAAAGGCAAUAUGCAAGAUUUAAAAGAAACUGCAAUAUUUUGCUUGUGCCGACUCAGGGGGGAAGCUAUAGGUGACACUGCACCUGCCCAAGUAGAAGAGAUUCUUACUGAACUAAGUUUUGUUGGUGAAGAAAAAGAAGCUUCAUUGGGGGAAAUGUUUCGAGGAAAAUGCUUGAAAGCACUUAUCAUUGGUGCAGGAUUAGUUCUUUUUCAACAGAUAACAGGACAACCUAGUGUACUCUAUUAUGCCGCAUCAAUCUUUCAGAGUGCAGGGUUUUCUGCAGCAUCUGAUGCAACUCGGGUUUCAAUUCUACUUGGCUUAUUGAAGUUGAUUAUGACUGGAAUAGCCGUUCUUGUUGUUGAUAGACUUGGAAGGAGACCUUUACUGCUUGGUGGUGUUUCUGGAAUGGUCAUCUCUUUAUUCCUUCUGGGGUCAUAUUAUCUUUUCCUGGAUAAUGCUCCUUUUGUGGCUGUUGCUGCACUGCUGUUGUAUGUUGGAUGUUAUCAGUUAUCAUUUGGUCCUAUUGGUUGGUUGAUGAUUUCAGAAGUUUUCCCCCUACGCCUAAGAGGGAGAGGACUUAGUAUAGCAGUGCUUGUGAAUUUUGGUGCAAAUGCACUCGUCACAUUUGCAUUUUCCCCAUUGAAGGCAUGGUUGGGCGCUGGAAUAUUAUUCUAUGCAUUUGGAGUAAUCGGAAUUCUGUCUCUUCUUUUCAUAUUCUUCAUUGUGCCGGAGACAAAGGGACUCACUCUCGAGGAAAUUGAGGCCAAAUGCUUGUAGUUAGUUAUAGACAACAUUACAGGAAGAGUAAAUAGAGAUGAAACCCGAGUCGUUCUGUUCCGACCAUCGCAUUGCAUAUAGAUCCUCAGGCAGAAGAAGCAUACUAAUUGUACUGUAGGCUGUGCAACAAAAAAGCAUUUGAUAUGAUCUUUAUUUUUGCCUAUUUACUCUUAUGUAUAUAUUUUCAAAUUUAUGUUUCUGUUGUUUAUUUAGCUUAUCUCAUCUUGUAAGAUGUAGGAUUAAAUGUUUUUUUAUUUUCUUAAUUCUACUAAUAAGUUGGUUGCAAUAAUUUCAAUGUUUUUGUCUAA